UUGAUCACCUGUGAGGGGCGGGACAUGCGCGUCGGAUGGAUGGAGGAGGGAGGCGCACAACUCUAGACCUACACCCGCACGGAGAGGCUCUGCUCUCGGGAUGCGCGUAAUCGCUACAGAGACCCUCGAAUGAAAUGGAGAAAUAAAGCGCCAUGCAUCCAAAACAACUGCGGAUACUGAUGCUGUCGCCUUAUUCCCGACAUUAAGACCUGUAUCGCCGCGUAAUUAGCUGGAGGGAGGGGGAACUAAAAGGAAAGAGGGUCGAUCAUGGGGAACGAAGCGAGCCUGGAAGGCGGCGAAGCUGGAUUACCAGCGGGACUCGCACCUGAUGGGAAGGGUGGCUUCAUCCAGAUGCCCGCAGGGGUGGAGGCAGACCUUAGCAAUCUGUCUGAGGAAGAAAGAAAGCAGCUUGUGGCCGCUAUGGCCAGAGCGCAGUCCAGGCCACCAGAGACUCAAGCUGGGGGUACCAAAGUCCCAGUCGGUCUCAGUAAGAGUCGAACAGUAGAUGCUUUUGGAGAGGGGCCGCCUCCCAAGCCAAAGCCUGGACGCAGCCCCUCCUCCCUCAGCCUCCUUGAGUCACGUUUCCGGCAGGAGCCCAAAGACCCAGAACAACCAAGAACUGGCAUGUUCUCAUCUGGCUUCCUGAGUGGGGCCAACCCUUUGAGUGCGGUUUCUUCUGCUGUCUCCUCUGCCAGCAUCCCAAAGUUUAGUUUGUUUGGUGAUGAUGAAGAGGAGGAGUCUGCAAAGCAGGAAGGAAAGCCUCCUGGUCCACAGAGCGGAGUGGGAAAGGGUCCUCCUCAAGGGAGUAAGCCACCUCAGCAGGGUCCCCCUAAAGGGCAGGGACCUCUUCAGCAAGGGCCCAAACCUGGUGGACCAGGACCCCAGCAAGGACCCAAACCUGGUGGACCAGAAGCUCAACAUCAGGCACCUAAACCUGGAGCACCAGGACCUCAACAGGGACCUAAACCUGGUGGACCUGGACCUCAGCAACAAGGACCUAAACCUGGUGGACCGGGAAUUCAGCAGCAAGGACCUAAACCCAGUGGACCUGGGCCUCAGCAGCAAGGACCUAGACCUGGUGGACCUGGACCUCAGCAGCAAGGACCUAAACCUGGUGGACCUGGACCUCAGCAGCAAGGAUCUAAACCUGGUGGACCUGGACCUCAACAGCAAGGACCCAAACCUGGAGGACCAGGGCCCCAGCAACAAGGGCCUGGAAAACCUGGCCCAGGGGUUGCAGGAAAACCUAGUGGACCUCAACAGCAGGGUAAACCUGGGCCAGGUGCUCUAUCAGAAGGGCCUGGUAAAGCUGCACCAGCUCCAGGAAAAGCAAUGUGUCCUCUUUGUAAGUCUACAGAGCUGAAUGUGCAGGCCAAAGACCAGCCACCCAACUACAACACCUGUACUCAGUGCAAACAGCAGGUGUGCAGCCUGUGUGGCUUCAGUCCACCAGAUUCAGCGAGUAAGGAAUGGCUGUGUCUGAACUGUCAGAUGCAGCGGGCGAUGGGUGGCAUGGAGCCUCCUGGACCUCCAAUGAUGAAGCAGCCACCCAAGCAGGGCUCAGCACCUCCCUCCCCACAAAGGAAAGAACCACCGCCUGGAUCUCCCUCCAAGGUUGAGCCUGGUAAAAAGCCCCCAAUGCUGACCAAACAACAGAGUAUUGCUGAUACAGGCAAGGGAAGUACACCUCCAACAACACCAAAAUCUGGACCACAGCAGGGACCUCAGCCUGGACAACUAGGGGCAAAACGUGGACAGCCUCCACCACUUCAGAAACCUUCACAGAGCCCAAAAGGUAGUCCCCAACCAUCUCCAGCCAAAACAACCCCGAAGCAGGACGGAGGGGGCUUUUUUGGAGGAUUUGGUCUUGGAGGUUUGACAGAGGUAACAAAACCCUCUCCAGCUGCCCAAGCUACAGAGUCCGUCACAGGAAAACUCUUCAGUGGUUUUGGUGGGGGGUCCAAACCUCAGGGUGGCUCUGCAGCUCCAGCAAGUGAGUCCGUCACAGGAAAACUUUUCAGUGGCUUCAGUGGCCUCACAGAGACGACAAAACCUUUACCAGCACAAUCUCAGUCCACUGAGAGCGUUUCUGGAAAGAUGUUUGGUUUUGGAUCAUCCUUCCUGAGCUCUGCCACCAAUCUCAUCUCUGGGGAGGAAUCAAAGUCUCCCCCUGAUUCUCCCGCAGGAUCACCCCCUGAUUCCCCCAUUGGGUCAGAUGCAGACUCCCCUGCUGGAUCCCCCCCAGACUCUGGCUCAGAGUCACCUCCGGACACACCGCCAGCUUAUUCCAAAGACCCAGCAUCCCCGAAACCAACACCUGCUGAGAAAAAAGCAUCAGCAGACACAUCCCCCCCAAAAUCGACAGACGUAAAGGAGGCUAAAGUUUCAGGCUCUGAGGCCCAAUCCUGCUGUCCUCUCUGUAAAGUAAAACUGAAUUUUGGCUCAGGAGAGGUGAUCAACUACAGCACAUGUACGGAGUGCCAGAAGACUGUGUGCAACCUGUGUGGAUUCAACCCCACUCCUCAUCUCUCAGAGAAAGAAUGGCUCUGCCUAAACUGCCAGACCCAAAGGGCUCUUUCCGGGCAACUUGGGGAUAUGCCACCUCCACCUUCUCCAUCCAAGCUACCUGCCAAACACGAACCCACCCCUCCCUCCUCCCCAGCCUGUGCUACAUCAUCCACCCCUUCCUCUCCUGCACCCACUGCCAUCCCUGCCAAAGGGCUUACACGGAUGCCCAGCAUAACUCAGGCCCCAGCUGACAAGUCUGAGCCAGUCUCAGCCAAAACCGAUGCUAAAGAGGUCAAAAAUACAGAUGCAGAACAAGGGGUUACAGCAGAGCCUGUACCGAGGAGUACACAGGUAGUACCAGAGGAGAGCAAAGAACAAGCACUUGGCACCUUGACAGAAAACACUGAAGGCGUAACAUCUCUACCUGAGCAUACAGUUAAUGAAGAUGCCCCCCCUUUACAUAGCGAUUCAGACAAGAGAGCAGAUGUUAAAGGGCCAGAUGUAGAACAGGCUGAAGCUCUACAACAAUCUGAAGCUCCUGCAGAGAAUAAAGAAGCUGCCGCCCCAGUAAAAGAGAAUGAGCUACUGAAGGAGCCCAGCGAGAAAGAUAAAGAAAGCAGCCCCACAAGUCCUUCAGACCUGGCCAAGCUUGAAAGCACUGUCCUUCCAAUACUAGAGGCACAGAAAUCACCUAAAGACGAAUCAAAAUCUGAAACUCCAAAGGUCAAAAGGCGACUGGAGGUUUUGCCAAUGUCACCUGAACCCAGUUCAGAAGAUGAUCUACAUGGAGAAACUAAAGAGCAAACAAAUAAUGCUCCAAAAAAGGAGCGUAAAAAACUUCUUAUUCCAACUGAUAUCCAAGGAGAUUCUUUUGAGGACAGUAGUGAAGGAGAACGUUCACCUGAACAAAGAGAAAAGACUAUUGGAGAUAAAGGAGAAAUUGAGAGUCCUAUGGAUGAAGAGGAUUUCAUAAGGAAGCAGAUCAUCGAGAUGAGUGCAGAUGAGGAUGCGUCACCCUCUGAUGAGGAAAAUCUUGUCAGACGGAAAAUCAAAGAUCAAGAAAAAAAACAAAUGGAUAAAAACGCAAGGAAAGAUGACAAAGAGAAAAGUGAAUCAGGCAAGACAAGACGUCUUCUCAAAAGCACGAGUAUCAGUCCAGAAGAUGAACCUGAGCGGAAAAGUAUUAUCUCUGUAACUAAGAUUGAAGAAUUAGGUAAAGGAGAGCAGCCUUCAGCAGACAGUGGAGCUGGCAUACGACAUUUCAAAACAAUUGAGCUUAACAGUACAGCAACUGUACGCCAGACAUCAGAUGACGGUGAGCCAGAGAGCCUUACAGACUCUCCUGAUGACAGAUCAAGAGGCGAAGGCUCUUCCAGUUUGCAUGCAUCCAGUUUUACCCCUGGAACGUCUCCAACAUCUUUGUCUUCUCUUGAUGAAGACAGUGACAGCAGCAGCCCAAGUCAUGUUCGAUCCAGUGGUGAGGGCAAACAGCAGAGGAAAGCAAAACACCGGCAGCCAGGUCAGAUGCUUCCUACCAUUGAGGAUUCAUCAGAGGAAGAGGAGUUGCGAGAAGAAGAGGAGCUUCUGAGAGAACAGGAGAAGCAAAAGGGCUCAGGAAAAAAGUCAAAGAAAGACAAAGAAGAGAUAAGGGCACAGAGAAGGAGAGAAAGGCCUAAAACUCCUCCAAGUAAUCUCUCACCAAUUGAGGAUGCAUCUCCCACAGAAGAGCUAAGACAGGAGGCAGAAAUGGAGGAAAUCCGCAGGUCUUCCUGCUCAGACCUCUCCCCAAGCAUAGAUUCAGAACCAGAGAGUUUUGAGAUACUCCCCGAGAAAAUUGUUGCUGUCCAAAAAGUUUAUCAGCUACCAACAUCAGUCUCGCUGUAUUCUCCCACAGAUGAGCAACAUGCUGAUAAUCAGUCCAAAGAAAAGGGAAAGCAAUCAUUAAAAACGGCAGAAGAGGCAUAUGAAGAGAUUAUGCUUAAAGCCAAAUCUCCUACUAAUGAGGGAAAGGAAUCUCCACCUGGUAAAGUAUCUCUGUAUGGGGGCAUGCUAAUAGAAGAUUAUGCCUAUGAGUCUCUUGUUGAUGAUGCAUCCUGUGAGCAGGAGCCAGAAAAGCUUAAUGUGUCAGAGAAACCAAAAAAACCUCUAAGAUCUCCUGAUGAGGUUUAUGAGGAUAUGAUGCAAAGAAAAGAGAUUAUGAUUAAGAAACAUGAGCUAAAGCAUGAUAAGCCAAUGGAAGAUGUACCUAAACCUGAAACCGAGUUGGUCAAUACUGUUUCAAGCAAAGAGACUGUUUCAUCAAGCAUAACAGGCCAGUCUGGGAAGGAUGGAAGGCCUUUAUUAGAUGCAGAGGCAGCCUAUGAAGAACUUAUGAAAAAGAAAAAAGCUGUGCUGACUCCAGGAACAAGCCCAACUCAAGCAGGCCCUGAUCUCAGUGGCAUGGCACAAGGGACAACUGGAGUUCAAGUUGAGAAAACAGAUACAACACCUGUACGGCGAAUACUGCCCAUACCUGAUCUGAGAGUGACACAGUGCUCAUCUGGUGAAGAGGAAUCCGGUGAAGAAAACUUUGCAGAUCAAACACAGGAUUCUGACAAACCUACAGUGUCAACUACAAAGACUGCAUCAGAAUCAGCUGUGGAUGAGGCUGCUCAGAAAACAUCUGCCUCAGAGCCAGUUGCAGAUGAUUUGUCAUUACAAAGAGAAGUAAAAUCACCUGUAAUAUCAAGUGACUCAAAAGAUGCCACAGAAAAAGAUGUAGGAAAUGAGCAGGCAGGUGUUGUUGACUUGUCCAAGUCAUCAACCCCUAGUCAAAUUGACACUUUUUCAGCAUCAGCCCCUAGUGAAAUUUCUGGACAAUCUGCCCCUGUAGUUGUAAGUGUAUCACCAUUGUCCACCGUACCACAAUAUAUAGUAUCUUCUGUACCUUGUGUUGUAUCAACUGCUCCACCGGUUCCCCCCAAACCUGUAAUACUACGCAGAGCUGCAUCUCUGGAAAAAGAAGAAAUUCCAGUUCCUCCACCCCUUCCUCCCCCAACACUUCCUAAACCAUCUGUGUAUCCCAAAAAGACUCCACCACAAGUUCCCCCAAGAACUACUCCAGUUGGCAUGCCAACCACAGGAGACAGUGUACCAAUAAAACAGCCUCUAGGUCAAGGCUACAAGCCCCAUGUUCCCCCUCCUGUACCACCAAAGCCGUCCUCUAUCCCUGCAGGCCUAAACUUCAGUCACAAGCAAGGGGAAAGUUUUAAACCUCCCAUAGCUCCCAAGCCCAUGGCCGGUGCUCAGCCAUCCUUAACAGCCCACACUCCCACAAGACCUACAAUACUUACUACAAGCAGUGCAGACAACGUCCUUAACUUGAGUCCUUCUGCUGAGAGUAGGACAGGAACCACAUCUCCCCUUAAGUCUCCUACAUCACCCAGGUUUGGCAAAGUUUUGCGUGACACAUAUGUUGUUAUUACUUUGCCAUCUCAGCCCAGUUCACCUACAGAAGGUAUCACAACCCAAGCAUCAAUAAGUCCUAGCCAAGAAUCACAUCAAAAACUGCCUCCUUCACCACCUCAACCAACUCAGCAGUCACAAACAACUAGAGUACCACUGGCAUUCACACGGAUAACUGAAUCUAUUGAAAGUCAAGAAAUUUGUGGUCCAGAGAAAGUAGUUUCUAGCAUGAGUCAUGUCUAUGAGGCUAUUUCAGCCUCAACACAGCCUCAAACGGUUAUUCCAAAUGUUGGUGUUCAGGUAGUUACCACCGAAGUCCAAAGAACCACAGUCUCUGUUGUUCAUGAAAGAACACCACCUCCACAUCCCAUGCCAAGAGCCACUGGCAUUUCUGUUGUUCAAGAAACUACUAAACCUGAAGCAGUUCAAAUACAGAAUGGUCAUGCCUAUCAUCCUGGUGAAGUAGUGGAUCUCCGAACCCCAAAAAUAGAUGCAGUAACAUCCAUGAAAGGUAUAGAUCUGUCUUCCUCUGAAUCAAGGCGACAGUCUCUUGCUGUUGAUAGUGGUGGACGUCAACAAAGUGCUGUGCAGUCAUCAGUAGUGAACCUAAGUACUGACACUUCUUCAGUUUCAGUGGUUACCGACAACAUAACAAUCCUCACGUGCACAGCCACUGUAGCUUACGGUAGUGAUGCAUCUCUGGCUACAUCAGUGCCUCUCCAACUUACAACAGCGAAAUCGUUUGAGCCUGUGUCUCAAAUUAUUUACAGACCUGUGGAUUGUCAACCAGAGAAACCCAUAAAUCUCUCUACAACCAUGGGUAAAACUCACUCUCUUCCUGUAACAAUAGCUCCUACAAUGGCAAACAAUGGCAUUAGUGCAGCUUUACCUCCUAACCUAGAAACAGGCUUAUCAGGUGCAGUUGACCUUACCACAGUGAAACCUGCACAGACCAUGGUUGCAAUGAAUGGGUCCACUGCAGCAGUGGUCACUGCUGUAAUUGCAGAGGAUGAUGGAAAACCUGUUGAUCUUACAGGUGGAAGAAGAGCAGUUUGCUGUGAUGUAGUCUAUAAGCUUCCUUUUGCAAGCAGCUGUGCUACUCAGCAGCCCUCAGCUCCGUUACCAGAGGAUCGCUUUGGCUACAGAGAUGAUCAUUAUCAAUAUGAUCGUUCUCCUUAUGGUAUGAGAGGUCUCGGUGGCAUUAAACCCUCAAUGUCUGACACAAAUUUGGCAGAGGCUGGUCUUUUUCUAUAUAAAAGUAAGCAUAGCUAUGAUUACAAGGAUGCCACUGAAGGUGCUGUAGACCUGACAUCUGGAAAAAUGUCUGUCGGAGGUGAGGCUGUGGACUAUUCAAGCAAAACUACAGGAGUAUGCACUGGAAUGACAGUUCCACAGUAUACACAAGCCAGAAUUACUUCAGUAGUUGGAACUAACUAUGGGGUGUCUAGUGUCCUGAGAUCUUCCAAUGGUAUUGUUUAUUCUUCUGUAGCAGCACCAGUACCUUCUACCUAUGCCAUAACUACCCAGCCUGGAUCUAUUUUCAGCACAUCCUAUAAUACUCUAUCAGGCAUGCAUACAAGUGACACUAUGCCUUCAUUGUCAAAUCUGCAAAAUCAGCCUCUCACUAGAUCCCAUAGUUUUCUUUCAACUAUUGCUUUAACCACAGCAGAAGGGCAAAUUGACCUACCCUUAAAUCUGGAGACUAGUGCUUCAAGGGCUGGCCUGUCCUCAACUCUCUCUGGUGAGGUUUCUACAGUCACCACAGUGACAGGACUAGAUACAUACACAAAUGCUUCACUUGAUGCAAUUGCAGCAUCUUUAGAAGCUCUGUCUUCACCCAUGGUUCCAGGAGAUGGACAGUACCAAAUGGAGCGUGAGUUUCUUGAGCUUGAGAAAAUAAAGCAGCAGCGCUUAGCUGAAGAGCUUGAGUGGGAGAGGCAGGAGAUACAGCGUUUCCGUGAGCAGGAGCAACUUCUUGUGCAGAAGGAGCUGGAAGAACUUCAGGCCAUGAAACAGCAAAUAUUGUGUCAGCAAGAAGAAGAGAGACAAGCCCACCUAAUGAUGCAAAAGGAAACUUAUGCGCAGCAACAGGAACAGUUAGAGCAGAUCCAAAGACUUCAGGAACAGCUGAGGCAACAGUUGGAGGAACAGAAGUUCAGGCAAAUGUAUCCAGGUGAAGUCUUGCCAGAGGCUCUUGUUGUCACAGGAGAAAGAAAGAUGGACAGUGGCUGCCAGACUGAUGAAGAGGAUAAUACCGAAAAGGCCUACACUGCAGGUAGAAAGAAGAAAACCACAAAGAAAAGUGUUGAUAGCUGUGUACAGACAGAUGAUGAAGACCAGGAUGAGUGGGAAGUUCCUGCUCGAGGCAGGCGCAGUAGACCACGUGGUGGUAAAAAUGGCAUGGCUGAGAGAGGUGCUGUUUCAGUUCAAGCCCUAACUGAGAUAUCUGUACAAACAGACUCUGGAACACUAAGGGGGCACUCUGUGCAGGUAGAUGCCAGAGUAGAUUAUCCUGACUCUGACAGAACAUCAUCUCCAAAGAGACGCCCCAUUCCACUUGAUAUUGGCCAAUCCCCUCUCCUCAAAGCAGAUGCAUCCACUCUUCAGGUUGCUCCAGGUCCCCCAAAAUCCCCAAAAGUACUGUACUCUCCAAUUUCCCCUUGUGUAUCCCCUAGUAAAUCCCUUGAGUAUUUGUCCUAUGAGAAACCCCUUGGUGAAACAAGCCCACAGAGAAUACGUUCUGUCACAGAUUUAUCCAAAGGUCCACCAACAAGUCCUAGGGCUCCCAAGGUCAUACAGAGGUCAAUGUCUGACCCCAAACCCAUGAGUCCAACUGCAGAAGAGAGGGCAGCAGCAAAUUUCCAGUAUUCUGAGAGUUACUCUGCAAAGGGAUCUCCAAGUGGAACUCCAUCUGGCACCCAAAAGAAAGUUAAGAGAACCCUCCCUAACCCACCUUCAGAGGAAGAAGCAGCAAAUGCUGGUCAAGCAGCCUACAGCACUGGUUCAGCUCGUCGCCGUCUUUGCCGGAGCACUAACAUGGCACGAGCAAAAAUCCUACAGGACAUAGACCGUGAGCUAGAUCUGGUUGAAAGGGAGUCUUCCAAACUGCGUAAAAAGCAAGCUGAACUGGAUGAGGAAGAAAAGGAGAUUGAUGCCAAGCUGCGAUACCUGGAGAUGGGCAUUAACCGACGAAAGGAUGCAUUGCUCAAAGAAAGGGAGAAAAGGGAAAGGGCCUAUCUGCAGAGUGUUGCAGAAGACCGUGACUACAUGUCUGACAGUGAGGUGAGUAACAUUCGUGAGACUAGAGGUGGAGAGGAUAUCGGUGGACAUGGGCUUGAGAGACCACGAACUGCACCCCAGUCAGAACUUGAUGAGUUUGUUCCUCCACAGACCAAGCAUGACCAGUAUGGAAAAUAUUCCCAGUACCAGUACUCUCAGUACCAGCAGUCCCUGUACCAGCCUCAGUCACCAUACCAAUCCCAGUCUAUCUACUCUUCUGUUCCGUCUCUGACUGCCUCACAACAACAGAGCUACCACCAAAUGCUCUUGCUCCAGCAGAAAGCCAGACAACAAGCUGCUCUCCUCUCUGAAUUAGAUUCUACAAAAAUUGCAUCUAGCUAUGACACCUCAUCUUACUUGGGAGGAAAAUACAGCAACCACCUUGACUUGCAUAGCUUAGAAGACCGUGCUGGCAGCAUGGCAGUCAGUCCAAUGUCCAAUGUAUCUGCUGACUCCUUCUAUUCAGACCUAGAUCAACAUCAAACACCAAGAAGCUACAUGCUUUUAGAAGAUGCAGCAGAACUUGCCAAAAGCACUGGUAGCCUUUCAUCCACCAGCUAUGGCAUUGCUGAAAGGGAACUGGCCAAAGCAGAGCGUCUUCUGAGACAUGCUGCUGCAGAUGUCAGUUCAGACUACCUGGGCAGCUCUUCCAGGCUCCAUUCCUAUGGUAAGGCCCAAGAUGAAGAGGACCCAAUGGAAGAGCCAUUUGAACUGAAGCUUUUAAAACAGCAACUGAAACAGGAGUUCAGGAGAAGCACAGGGGGCACUGAAAGCUUAGAGCAGCUUGCUGGACUUUCACAUCACUAUACCCCCAGCACUGGGGUGUCUAGUGGAGGCUACAGGGCCUACCCUAAAACCGAGAAGUAUAGUAUUAGUAGACUGACCUUAGAGAAGCAGGCUGCCAAGCAACUCCCAACAUCUAUGCUUUACCAGAAACACAAAAACACCAGCAACAUUGGCAAGUACUCCUCAAUGCAGGAUAGCAGGGGUCUAGAAACAGACUAUAGUAGUUAUCUUGGGUCCAGUAGCUCUUCUCCCAGGUCAAGCAGACUUAUGCAGGAUGAGAUCACCUUUGGGUUACGGAAAAAUAUUGCCGAACAACAGAAAUACCUGGGUUCCACACUUGGGGCCAAUUUGGCAGGUUCACUCAAUCUGGGUCAAAGCCUGAAUCUGAGCCCAGGAAUGAGGUCAUCUUUAGGAGAAGACUCUUCUUAUCCUAGUGGAAGCAGGUCUCGUCCUUCUUCUAGACCCUCAUCCGUAUAUGGGCUUGACUUGUCCAUUAAACGAGACCUCUCAAGUUCCUCUCUAAGGCUCAAAGCAGAAGGUGAAGCCUCUUCUGAGACCUCAGCAUUCCAGACUCCCUCGGGCAGGUCAAAACCUACAAGCCUCCCUAUUGUACAAAGUGGGCGUGGACGUAUUCCUAUCGUGGCACAGAAUUCAGAGGAAGAGAGCCCACUGAGUCCAGUUGGUCAGCCAAUGGGUAUGGCACGGGCAUCUGCAGGUCCACUCCCACCCAUAUCUGCAGACUCUCGUGAUCAGUUUGGAUCAUGCAUGUCUCUACAAGAAUCUCAACAGCAACAUCUCAGAGAAGAUCCUUCAAGAGGACGUGGCUAUGUGCUAAUGGAUGAUCUGCAGGGCACCAUGUCUGAUAGUGAAGCACUAAGUGAAUCCCUGGUGGGUUUGAGCAGAGACGAUCCAGGAAACUCACAUGAGAAUGUCACAAACGCGUACCACCUGCGUCGAGAAGAAACCGACUGGUUUGAUAAACCGAGAGACGGACGCGCUGAAAACGGACAAGGGAUGGAGAGAAGACAGGGAAAGUUUCACUACCCGUUUCCUCAUGCAAGAAUAAAACUACUGAGGGAUCCCAAAGAUCGUAGUGUAUCAGGAAAUGGACUGGGAAUUAGAGUGGUUGGAGGGAAAGAGGUCCCGGGAAGCAAUGGAGACAUCGGUGCAUAUGUGGCCAAAGUAUUACCUGGAGGAGCAGCAGAACAGACGGGGAAGAUUGUGGAAGGAAUGCAAGUCCUGGAGUGGAACAACAUUUCCUUGAGUGGUAAGACGUACGAGGAGGUGCAAGGGCUGGUUGGUCACCAGGUUGGAGAGGCCGAAUUAUGUAUCAGACUUGACAUAAAUAUGCUGUCUGAUUCUGAUAGCUCCCAUCUAGACCUGCAUGACCAGGUUAAAGGGGACAGACCUCCACGGUCACCAGGUGUGGACCCCAAGCAGCUGGCUGCCGAGCUGCAGAAAGUGUCCCAGCAGCAGGUGCCGUCCUCCUCUGCGUCAGCACUGGAUAAACCCUCAGCGUCUGCAGGCUCCAGUGCAGUUCCCAGUCCUGGCCAGCCUGGUUCACCCUCUGUCAGCAAGAAACGCCACAGCAAGAACUCUGAGGGUACAAAAACUCAGUCCCACCCAGUUUCAGGAGAAAUCCAGCUUCAAAUAAAUUAUGACAAACAGCUGGGAAAUCUCAUCGUCCAUGUUCUCCAAGCACGGAAUCUGGCGCCUCGGGACAAUAAUGGCUACUCUGAUCCAUUCGUUAAAGUUUACUUGCUGCCAGGUAGAGGUCAGGUCAUGGUUGUGCAGAAUGCCAGUGCUGAAAACAAAAGAAGGUCCAAGCAUGUUCAGAAGACCCUGAACCCGGAGUGGAACCAGACUGUCAUCUACAAAAACAUUCACCUUGAACAGUUGAGAAAGAAGACACUGGAGGUCAGCGUGUGGGACUACGACAAGAGCUCUGCCAAUGACUUCUUGGGAGAGGUUUUAAUUGACCUGUCCAACACGGCCCAAUUGGACAACGUCCCACGCUGGCUUCCUCUAAAGGAGCAGAGUGAAGGCGAGCAUCACCGGCGCUCUCACUCGGGACAGGGACGUCAGCAUUCACCCAAACCCCCUGGAGGACACGGGAGCCAGCACUCCCCAAAGACCUCUGGACACAGCAAGGAGGACUCGCCCAAAUCCUCAGUCAUUAAGAGCCGUAGUCACGGAAUCUUCCCUGACCCUGCUAAGGACACGCAGGUGCCCACUAUUGAGAAAUCUCACAGUAGCCCCAGCUCUUCAAAGCCAUCCCUCUCCGAGGGUCAAGCCCGUCCCCAUGGAGGCCCCCGUGCUCAUGGCAAAAGUGGCACGACCCGGGCACACCUUGAUGAUGCUGCAGCAAUGGCUGAAGCUGCCGGCCAACAGCCCCGUCUCCAACCAACCCAAAAUGGCGGCCUCGACCCGAGGCACCACAGGCACAGCGUAGUUGGUGUGCUCACCAUUCAGAGAGCCCCGUCUGAGUCGCCGGCCCAUGAGGUCCCUGACGGCCGUCACCUGACCCUCAGGAAAGCCCUGUCUGAAGAGAGGCCGCAGCCGGACGGAGCGUCCCGCAGCCAUAGAUCUGGUGAUGCUCCUGUUACUGCAGCCUCAUUGGAUAGUGGUCUGAGUGGCAGUGCCUUUAGCCUAUUGGAUGAAGAGGGCGGGACAAAUGCGGUGGAUAGUGCAAUUUUCCAGGUUCCCAGAUUUGGAAAGAUUCCAAACGGCACAGAAGCUGUGAAAUCCGCUCAUGGAGAUGCAGAGGGUAAGACUCAGGUGAUGGGGGAGAUAAAGAUCGCCCUGAAGAAAGAGAUGAAGACAGAGGGAGAACACCUGGUGCUUGAGAUCCUACAGUGCAGAAACAUCACAUAUAAAUUCAAGUCUCCCGACCACCUCCCAGACCUAUAUGUGAAGCUUUAUGUGGUGAAUGUGGCCACUCAGAAAAGAAUCAUCAAGAAGAAGACCAGAGUGUGUCGUCAUGAUCGCGAACCAUCUUUUAACGAAACCUUCCGCUUCUGCAUGAACCCCACCGGUCAUUCCAUUCAGCUCUUUCUUGUUUCAAACGGAGGCAAGUUUGUAAAGAAGACCCUAAUCGGCGAAGCGUAUGUGUGGCUGGAUAAAGUAGACCUGCGUAAACGGGUGGUGAGCUGGCACAAGCUGCUGGCCAGCACAGCUCAGAUCCACUCCUAAAGAAGGCGGUCGAUUAAGGCGCGUGGACAGACCCGGCACAUCUCUGCCGCACUCUUUGGGACUAAACUGAGCUGAAUUUGGAGGGCCGACGCGGGGAGAUUCCCGAUUGCACUGGCACAUGUGAUUGUGUUAACCCAAGCCAUGGAGAAACAGGUGUACAAUGGUGUUUACAGGAAAGAUCUGAUCCUGAAAGAUGCAGAUCUGAAAAAAAAAAGUGAGCUGGAGAUUCACGUAAGAUUCAUACACAUGUGUACAUGCACUUUCACAAUCACUUACUGGUGUAUCUAUAAAAUAAUAUGUGUACAUUGGGCCACGACAGACAGUUAGACGAUAGAGCGAACGUUUAUUUGUUGCCAGUAAUUUGUGCAUUAUUCAUAAAGGAUUAUUUAACAGACAGAUAUCAUAUAUAUAUUAUUUUUGUAUGAUAGAGACGAUUCCGCUUUAGAUAUUUAUCCUUCUUUUACAUUCCCUCAGAUGUUAUUGUGUUGAACGAAUAUUUAAGCACAUUAUCAAUGGAUUAGAAGAGUAUUUUAUGGUAUAUUAUAGACAGAUUUAAACGAAUGAAAUUUGAUUUAUUGGGUGUUGUGAUGACUCUUUGUGUCAGUACGGUUAUUUCCACUCACACAAGUAACACACGAUACGGAAUUCAUCAGCGGAUUCAGAGAGAAUCAGGAUGAAUGCAAGAACCCAGCAAGCAUUUUUUUGUUUAAUAGAUGUCAAAUAGACGUCUAAACAUAGUCGCCUUGGCUAAAACAAGACUACAUUUGGGCUGUCAGUGAAUAGACGUCUAAGAAUACUAGACUAGUCAUCAAAUAAACAGAAAUGAAUGACUACACAUAUAAAGUCUGUCAAAUCUGUCUAUUUGUUUUGGGCUAUUCUUAGACAUCUAUUAGAUUUUCACUGACAGCCCAAGUUUAGUCUUGUUUUAGCCAAGCUGUCUACGUCUAUUAGACGUCUAUUAAACACAAAAUUGUUUGCUGGCUAAUUUAAACGUUUAAGAAAACUGCCAGACUUGCACAGAAAGCGAAUGGGGAGUCUUGUUCGAUGAAUGUGACAGAUGAAAUAUCUCAAGUAUGCAGCAGCAUCAGUUGAAAAUGUCAAAUCCAGCACUGUUAUAUGAUUUGCACUUUGAGUCUAGCAUUUUAUGAAUGUAGUUUGCUAGCUUUUUUUCUUUUUUUAAGUAGGUUCUAUCAAAAAAUAAAGAGAAAAUCAAGAAAUAUCCUGCCAUUUAAAUCAGUCAAGCACUGUUAAAACCUCCACAGAUGGAUUAGAGCUCGAAUGGAGCUCGAAUGGGUCAAUGUCAUGUCUUGUCCGGACGUUUUCAUAUCACAAUGUUAAUAUUAGCCUAUGUUUUAUGACAAACAAACUCCUAAACACUCAGGUUUCGAUGUAAAAGCCUUGCUUAAACGUUAUUAGCCGAUCUCUGCUCUAAGCAGCUUAAAAGGCGACAAUGAGGAUCAGGGUGAAGACAUCGCGUCGUUUUGAGUUUACACACAUUUUGACACACGCUCAUCUCAUAAUUUCAGAAAAGUGUGGCCACCUCAGACACUGAAAUGCCAUUAGUGUUAUCUAUAUGUUUUUUAUUAUGCCUUUAAACAGGAUGUGUGGAUAUAACCUUGCAAAACGUAACCCAGCCAUUUUACCAAGUCAAGCACUUACGGUACACAAAUGUCCAGCGUUAAGGGUGAAAUCGGCCUUUAACCUGUGCCAAACUACCAAAACCCGCAGGUUCUGUGUAUGUUAUUCUAUGCAACCCAAAAGGCAUCUGUUGUACUUAUCAUUUAAUGGCCGUAAUGCAUUAUAAUGACUUUUAUUUUGUCAUUUUAAUGUAUUUUCCCAACUGACAUUUAUUUAUAUAUAUUUUUAAUUUUGCUUGGUGCUUGUUUAUUAAUUUGAUUGCAUUUUUGACAGUUCCUUGCAGUCCGCUGUUAAACUGUAAAUGUGCAUAACUACAGUAAAUGUGUGUUUAUAGCAGAUUCAUGAAUUCAGUCACAGUGUCUGGAAAAAACACUAUCUCACUGCACUCAGCUUUAUAUACAAUGCUCGGUUCUCACUUUAUUAUAUUCUGAUCUCUCAGAAUGUGCGUUACUAUUUUUUAUGUUUACAAAUGAAGAGGAGAAAGAGCAUUCGUUGUAACCAACGCGACCUCCUUCGAAUAGCCCGUGCAUGCAUCUUUUUCACUUAAUUGCCACACUGACUCUCUCACCUCUGCAAAAUACAUAAAAAAUGAAUAAAAAAGCAGCCAUGUAAAUAAAAGAAUACUUUUCUUUUUGUACAAAUAGGUUCUUGUAUUGGUUUUCUGGUUCAGAGAAGAGCAUGUUUGAGGGAAAGGAGAAGAGCGACUGUGUUUUUGAUCUGUGUGUUACAUGUUGUACAUGCACUAGGGUAAAAGCUUUCCCCAUGCUUGCCUCUGACAGACUGGACUGGACUUGACUUGCACAACAGACACAGAUUUAACCCUGUAUAAUAAUAACAAUAAUAGUAAUAAAGAGCAGAUGCUGACCUACUGACUCAGAGUAGAAUCAGGAAAAAGUGUGGUGUUUUCACUUUGGAUGUUGCAUGUUUUGUUGUUCAUACUAUUUUUGUGUCCAGAUUCUAUUUACAAAAAGAGAGGGGGAAAAAAAAGAUGAUGAAAAAUUAAUCAAACCUAAAUAUGUAUGCUGACUGUACAAAGAUAUGCUUGUAUAAUCCGUCUGGUUUUCCACUUAAUGUAAACUGAUGAAAAAAAAAUAUUCCAACUGUCAUGGUUUUUGUGGUUGUACACAAACGGUAUUGAUAAAUUAUGCAAAUUGUGCUGUAAUAAAAGGCUAAUGCCCCAAGUCUAAAUAUUAAAUGAUAUAUGUAAAAUUC
Molecule: messenger RNA, 16059 nt
Organism: Danio rerio (zebrafish)
Lineage: Eukaryota; Metazoa; Chordata; Actinopteri; Cypriniformes; Danionidae
Source: RefSeq, a predicted model, not a curated record